AUGUACUCCAACUAUGCGCCAUACGGCCACCAGCAAUACUACGCCAUGCCGCCGCACCAGUACCAGGCCGGAGGUGUCCCGGCUCCUGGAUACAUGCCUUACCAGGGCUACACUAGGUCGCCGCCGCCGAUGCAGCAGUUUGCCCCGAUGGUGGGCGUCAGCAUCCCACCGAGCUACCCCCGAGGCGUUCCGCAGUCGCCCAACCCGACCACGCCGUAUCAACCUCCGCUUGCUCCCGCCCCCGGCCUGCCUCAUACGCCGUCUUCGACACACUCGACGCAAUUGCUGCCUCCACAUACGCCUACAACUCCCCAGACGCCCCAGAGUGUUCAGCCAGCCCCUGUUGUGCCCACCCCUCCUGCUCAGGAGACAGCUCUAGCUCCAUCUCCAGCUCCAGCUCCGACUACAGCCCCUGUUGCUGCUGCCGAGCCACGCGAGCCGUUUCGACCACCGCUACCCUGGCUGUCACAUCCCGAUGUUGAAUUCCCUGUGAGGACUUCACGAACAAAACGGCAGAGAAAGCCUUUGGUUGCGGGGGACAAGGCGGUAUCCCUACCUACGGGGCAGCAUGAUGUAGCUGGAGAACAAGGCAGCCAGAAGCCUGCUCCCCCUGCCCAAGACGAGCCGAGCACUCAAGCUCCGGCUCCCAAGCAAAAGGGAGAUCCUAGUGCAGAAACAUCUGGAGUAUCAAAAUCCAAGGAGACAACCAAGGAUUCUACUGCAACCAAUGUUUCUACCACGCGCCCAGCUGCGCCCGCCAUUCCUGUGGUUCCAGUGCUGCCAAAGCACGGUCCCAAACCUGAGACUGCGAGUCAAGAGAAGGCAAACGAAGAUGCUGUCAAGCCUAACGACCAAGACAUUGUGGCUGCCAAUCCAGAUGAGGCCAGCCCUGACGGAACAAACGAUGCUCCUGCCCCAGCAGUCAAAGCUCCUCCCACGAGCUGGGCCAAUCUAUUUGCCAAACCAUCAGCACGAGCUCCGGUCGACGGCUCAGGAGUGAAUGGUGCCAAUGGCGUCAAUGGUGAUUCGGCAGAUGCUAACAAUUUCCCCGGCUCUGCCUUUUCCAAGUCAAAUGUCAAUUCCCUUGCGGAAGCAAUCCAGUCAUAUGCAGUUGAGAACAACGGUAAACUCGACUUCCUUGAGCCACGUGGACUCAUCAACACUGGUAAUAUGUGUUACAUGAAUUCCGUGCUUCAAGUGCUCAUGUUCUGUGUACCUUUUUACGACUUGCUUGAUCAAGUUGGCAAGAGGGCUGCUCAUAGCUUCAAGAGCGAGACUCCUUUGAUUGACGCUUUGAUUAUGUUUAUGAGGGAAUAUAGGGUUCUCAAGUCGUCGUCGUCGGUUGAGCAGCUGAACCGUAACCUGAAGAGCGAGGACCUCGAGCGCUAUGGCGAACCAUUUACACCCGAGUUUGUUUAUGACGCCAUCCGACAACUAUCUCGAUUUGACAGCAUGCGACGUGGUCAUCAACAAGACGCAGAGGAAUUUUUGGGCUUCCUUCUUCAGUCCCUCGAUGACGAGUGUACACAUGUCAUGAAAGAUCUGUCAAUCGCAGCCGAAGAAGUGCCCUCAUCCAACACCUCAACCGGUGGAUCUGUUGCAGCUUCCGAUGAUUGGCUUGAGGUCGGCCGCAAGCAACGGGCUGCAGUAUCUCGCCUAUCAGGCCACAAUACUUCGACUCCUAUUACCAAGAUUUUUGGCGGCCUUUUGAGAUCUGAAUUUCGCGUGCCCGGGUUGAAAGAUUCCAUCACCACAGAACGCUACCAGCCUCUCCAAUUGGAUAUUCAGUCACCAGAUGUCAGGAAUGUUGUUGAUGCCCUACGUGGGCUGACCCGGCCAGAGCGCAUUCAGGGCGACUUUAACUCGCCACGCGGAAAAGAUGUCGUUGCUACCAAGCAAGUCUUCAUCGAAUCGCUGCCUCCUGUCUUAAUUCUCCACCUGAAACGGUUCCAGUUCGACGCUGAAGGCCAUGGAACGGUCAAGAUCUGGAAGAAGAUUGGAUAUCCUUUGGAGCUUGAAAUUCCUCGCGAGGCUUUGUCACGGCAAAAACGCGAUAGCUCGAUGCCUAGAUACAAGCUUAUCAGUGUCGUCUACCACCAUGGAAAGAACGCCAGCGGUGGUCACUACACGGUAGAUGUGAGACGACAGGACGGUCGCGAGUGGAUUCGGUUAGACGAUACCGUUAUUCGACGCAUACGUCCUGAGGAUGUUGCUGAAACAGGAUCUGAAGAAGAUCACAAAGACACACGAAAGGAAGCUACCUCGAGUGUCACCAACAACCGAUUUGGAGCGAUGAAUGAUGAAGAUACUGGUGAUGAAGACGGCUGGAAGCAAGUUACGGCGCCAGCCAACGGCAAGCGAUGGAGCAGUGUCGUCAAUGGCGGGGCUAACGGGGCUGUCAAAGAGAAAUCAGUCAAGGACAGCAUCAAGGACAACAAGGUGGCAUACCUCUUGUUUUACCAGCGUAUAUAA
Molecule: messenger RNA, 2472 nt
Organism: Trichoderma asperellum CBS 433.97
Lineage: Eukaryota; Fungi; Ascomycota; Sordariomycetes; Hypocreales; Hypocreaceae
Biological process (GO): protein deubiquitination
Cellular component (GO): cytosol; nucleus
Molecular function (GO): cysteine-type deubiquitinase activity
Source: RefSeq, a predicted model, not a curated record